AUGGCUUCAGCUUACCGGGCCAGUGCUCGAAUUGUUGAAGAGACAGAGCCCUCUCCUUUGUCCGUUGAAACGGCGUCUGAUUCGUCUGAGUCUAUUCGAUCUUCAAAAAGGCUGCGAAUAUUAGAAUCUGAACGCGUUACCACCGAGGAACCUGGUACAUUUGCGAAAAGACCGCGGAGACAGAAUCACGCAUCCACUUCGAACAAGCCCGAGACACCAGACACACUAUGCAAUAUCCGAAAACCUGAUUGCCCAAAUGAGACGGAUACCCUGCGUUGGGACCUGGUGAAAUUCAUCCAUAGCAAACCCGGUCCUGCUCCAAUGGAAGCCCAUACUCUGCAGCGCCUGCUCCAGGUCUUUCAACAAGAUCACAUGUCAUAUUCCGAGGAUGAACUGCAGGAAAAGGCAGAGCUCUCGGUUAUGUUACAAGAAAGAUGGGACGGGCCAACAAAAGGUGGCUGGCUCAGUAAUGCUGAUAUGCGUGCUCUAGAGUUCAUCUUGAAAGUACCAUUCAUGGAUCGUUCUGCUGUCGAUGCUCAUGAACUGGAAAUUUGUCGAGGGGUUUUCGAGUCCCGUGGCCCUAAAAGACCGAUGUCCUCUGCGGGCUUAAGACUUCUCAGUCGCGUCAUAAGGAAAUCAAAACCACGGGAUAUUACGGCAUUCGAUGAGCUUGAUACUGCCAUCGAAACUGGGGUGUCAAUGAGAAUACUGAGUGAACCGACGUGGCUGAAAUGCAUGGAAAUUUUAUCUCAGAUUCAAGGACCGGCUGCAAAUCAGGUGGGCAUAUCUACCCGCGGUCAACUAUGCCGAUCCGGGCAUAAGAGCCAAGGCCAGAUGCCAGAACGGUCCAUGCAAGCGAAAAGACUGUCCGCCUCAAAGCCAAAACCACCGGCUGCCUCCCCAAGACCUACUUUGUCUGAGGGUCUCAAACCAACCACACGAACAGAAUCAUCAACCGCAUCGUCGAAUCCAAAGCAAACGCUUCAUUUAUCCGAGAGUCUCGCGGCUCGCUUGUUUAAGGCUUAUUGUCACUCGGAAUAUCCUUACAUGCCAAUACUUGAUUUGCUCGCACUCAACCCAUAUCAAGCCCCUUCAAAAUCCAAAGGGGGUCCCAUUCAAAUCCCACCAGCUGGACCGUUGAAAUUCUGUUAUGCACUUGCCUGUUUAGGGAUUGAUGAUGUCCUCAAGCAUGCCCCAGAACUUUACCAGUCCGCGCGGGCGUCUAUGGCCUCAAUUGAGGAUUCUGGAGACUUGCUAAUUCUUGUGCAAUGCCUUGUACUGCAGAGCCAGUAUUUGCGGGCUGUUGGGAAUUUGACUUCUGCAAGGGAAGUCAUUGGCUUGGCCAUACAGAAAGCUUACACAUUGAGCAUCAAGGCAAAGUCAGAUGAGCACUUUGACCCUGAUAGUUCCUCACACAAGCUGGCAAUGCGCCUAUGGCAUAGUAUGCAAAUUAUGGAGCGUUCUCUGGCCCUAGAUCUAGGCAUUUCGCACCGUGAAAUGGACUCUAUAUUCAAUAAACCCCAUGCCUCUGAUACGUGGGUUGAUGGAAUACCGGGAAUAGCAGCGAACGACCAGAGUACAGGCAAAUGUCUCUCCAGGUUUUUCUACGCAUCUCGCGAUCUUCACAUCAUUAUGGUCGAGCUGUUUGAUUUUGAGGAACAGCUACGACUCUCCAACGGUCAAUGCGCCCUCAAGAAGAUCAAAGAGGCGGAUAUCCAAGAGUUCAUGAGAAUGGAAAUUGAACUUGAGGAUUGGCACGGCUCACUUCCUACUGUUUUGCGAGCCAUUAGUCACCUCGAUAGCCCCAGUCCAUUAGUUGGCAGGCUACGCAACGUGCUGCAUCUGCGAUACCUCUAUCUCAGAAUUCGUCUCUACCGACCCCUCAUGAUUCUUGGCGUUGCUCUUUCCAGGACCUGCGCGUGUGGUUCAAAGCAAGGACCUCAUCUGGGACACCAAAUCCAAUAUGGAAAAAAUGGCAUAACUGGCCUCAUGAUCGUCCAGGAUGCUUCUUUCAAAUGUCUGCAUCUCGCCGAACAACUCACAGAUCGAUUGUGGGAACACAAGAGGUCCACGUCCCCACCUACUGACACCCCGGCAUGCGAAUACGUCCAUUAUGCAUAUGCCUGUGGUCUAGCCAUGAUUGCAGCUCGUGGCCUUCAUUUUAUCACCGACAAAGAGCCACCAUUCGACCAUGCGGAGAGAUUCGACAGAAUUCUCAAUCUCCUCGAAAUAGGGGAGAACAACAUGGUAGGAAAUGAAGAUCUUAGCAACGUUUUUCGAGUAUGCCGGAAGGCGUUGCAUGAUCUUUCGAGGCUUGCUGGUGAGGCGCACAAGUCAGUGUUGACUUCCCAAGAUGUGGACUUUAACAAGCCGUCAUGGAACAAGCUUUAUGCUAGAAUCAGGAUUGAUCCUCCAACGUCUCCCGAUCCUCGUCUUCCUGACAUGUCCAGACUCCUUGGUUGGUUUGAAAGUUUACCGGUUGAUUUGAUGCCAUGA
Penicillium longicatenatum is the source of this 2496-nucleotide messenger RNA. Its product is annotated as transcription factor domain-containing protein. The record is from RefSeq and is a predicted model, not a curated record. The coding region runs from base 1 to 2496 and encodes 831 amino acids. The transcript has a single exon. NCBI's taxonomy places the organism in Eukaryota, Fungi, Ascomycota, Eurotiomycetes, Eurotiales, Aspergillaceae.